AUGGCAGUCGAACAGAAACUUUACUAUACACUAAGAGCCCAUGUUGCAUCGAUUACUGAUUUAUGUUGUGUUUAUGGAUUGAAUACUCCACAUUUGUUGUCUAGUGACAGUGAUGGUACAAUUUAUCUAUGGAAUCUGAUUUCGAGAAGACCUGUGGCCCAUGGAAAGAUAUCUGGUCAAGUGGUAUGGAUUGAUUGCUUGAGACCUGGGCUUUACGUUGCAUUGAGCAAGGACAAUACUUUAAGAUUCAUGCGUACUCAGCACAACAAGGAAAUUGUGAAAAUUACCGAGUAUGUCUCUCGCGAGCUGCAGGAGCUGAGGGUAGUGUAUGAGAUUCCCGUUAACAGUUUAAACUUCGCUAAUGUUGCGAUUCAAGAACUCGAUAAUGAGAGGUAUAUGUUGUGGUGCUGUAAUACAAUGGAUUCUGAAUGUAUUGAUAUCUAUGAAUUCAAUCUUUCAAAUGAGCAGUCUUUCAAGAGGGUGUUCCAAGCACUGAAUAUAUAUGAACAAAUUUCGAACAUAAGAGGUGAGAAGAACAUCUUCAAAUUUGAUAAGCUGGGUACUAUAAUGAAGUUUCUAGCGGUGGGGCCAAUGGUUUAUUGUGGGUUUGAAAGUGGGUUUGUGGUUGGAUUGAGAGUGUGUGAUGGGGUUGUCGAUAUUGCUUACGUCUCUCCAGUACACUACCCAGAACCAGUGCUGGGAAUGGUGUAUAAUAAGGAAAAGCAUGUAGUUUUGACCUCUUCUACUAAAAAUAUCAUAGGUAUACAUUGUACAGAAAUGGGUUUUGGUAAAUUAUACGACAAGAUUGACAAUGUACGCAUUAUGAGGGGACUAGAAUAUACUAAAACGUCGUUUAACGUUCCGUUAAAAAAGGUAUCACAUAUAGAUGUCCUGGAUGGUCUACUCCUUCUGGGAAGCUGGACCGGGUAUGUUGUAGCACUGCAAGAAAGUGACAAUGAGGUGGUGUUUAAGAUCAGAAAGGACAAGAAUCAAGUGUACGUUGACGAUUCUUACAUAGGUAAUGCAGAACCUUCAAACAAAGAAAAGCCGUGGACGCCUGUUGGUUGUGUCAUAGGUGUACCAGGUAAUGUUUUUGAUAAAUUGGGGAACAGGAAUUCACUUCGUCCCGGGGAGAUACGCAAAUUGAAUGAAUUUGCUAAGCAUCGAUGGUGUGUUGUUGGUUACGAAGAUGGCACUAUAACCAUUUACCAAGUCUAA
Messenger RNA from Eremothecium sinecaudum, 1218 nucleotides. It is a transcript of the gene ASA1, whose product is annotated as Asa1p. The transcript has a single exon. The record is from RefSeq and is a predicted model, not a curated record. The coding region runs from base 1 to 1218 and encodes 405 amino acids. Gene Ontology annotation, molecular function: protein binding. Lineage: Eukaryota; Fungi; Ascomycota; Saccharomycetes; Saccharomycetales; Saccharomycetaceae.